This is a messenger RNA of Closterium sp. Yama58-4, 1380 nucleotides long. NCBI's taxonomy places the organism in Eukaryota, Viridiplantae, Streptophyta, Zygnematophyceae, Desmidiales, Closteriaceae. The record is from the annotation of a GenBank genome assembly.
AUGGGGUUCAUCGACGGAAUUCCGGGGAACCUCAACAACAUCAGCAUGCCAUCCAUGGGCUCCGAUGUCGAUCCUUUCAAGCGCCGUUGUCGCUUCAGUACUAUCUCACCGUCUCUUCAGUACCCUCGUCGUCCGACCUGCUCAAAUCCUUCUCAGACAGAACUAAGCCACAGCUCCAGCCCCGAGCUAGUGGAGUUUACUUUUGAGAAUUCUCAAAAGGGUCAGUUCACGCUGCCAUGGGAGGACAAACCCAAGGCUGUCAGGCCAGCGCCGCUGACGGUGCAGCAGUGGAGGGACUGCUUCGACGACGCCACCGGUCGCUUGAAGGGCGGCGGCGAGACGGCUAUCGGCCGUGUCCGGCUUGGGGGAUGCGACGCGGAGAUCAGAGCCGAGGUCUGGCCGUUCCUCCUUGGCCUGUACGAAGCGGGGAGCACGGAGGCGGAGAGGGCGCAGCUGCGCGCGCAGAGGCGCGUACUGUACGAGGAGAUUCGCGCGAUUGCGGCGCGCGUGGCGGUGAUUGCGCGGCAGGCGGAGGAGGAGGCGACGAGGAGGAUGAAGGAGGAGGAGGAGCGGGAGGAAAGGGAGGAGCGGGAGAGGGAAGCGAGGGAGAGGAAGGAAAGAGAGGAGAGGGAGAGGGAGGAGAGAGAGGAAAGGGAGGGGGAGGAGUCGGAGAGAGGAAGGAGCAACGAAGGCGGCAGCAGUCAGGAGGAGGUCAGGUCCAGCGGCAGAGGGAGUGGAAAUGGCGACGCUAAUGGUAGCAAUGGUGGCGAGAACAGUGGUGUUGGUAACGCGAGCGACGACGAGUUCAGUGAUGCGGUGUGCGUGGACUCGGCGUGCGCCAGUCUGUCCGUCUCCACUGAGUCGUUUGUAGAUGUCGCUCAAGCAAUGGAGGCGGCAGCAGCUGCUGGCCUGCCGGAACACGGACACCUGUCGCCCCCCCAACGGCUGCAUGCCGCCCGGCUGGUGGCGAUUUUGGAGGCAUAUGCGGUGUAUGAUCCCGAGUUAGACGUGUGGGAGCUCAUGCACUGUGCCAGGCAGUUGGCUGCUCGCCUGCCAUGUGUGGGAGCUCAUGCACUGCGCGCGCCAACUAGCAGCUCGCCUGCCGUAGGCCAUGGGAGCUUCCAUGGAGCAGGUGCUGUGCUGCGAGGGGCUCGACGAGGUGCUGCUGCUGUGCAACUCUUUGUCGGGGCAGCUGGACGUGUGGGAGCUCAUGCACUGUGCUCGCCCUGCUCGCCUGCCGUAAGAGGCUGGGGAGUCUGCCAGGUGCUGUGCUGCGAGGGGCUGGUAAAGGCGCUGCUGCUGUGCAACACUUUGUCGGGACAGCUGGACGUGUGGGAGCUCAUGCACUGCGCCAGGCAGCUGGCUGCUCGUCUUCCCUAG